This is a messenger RNA of Ananas comosus (pineapple), 1100 nucleotides long. RefSeq names its product B-box zinc finger protein 22-like. Gene Ontology annotation, biological process: regulation of DNA-templated transcription; photomorphogenesis. Bases 161 to 754 code for a protein of 197 amino acids. Gene Ontology annotation, cellular component: nucleus. The record is from RefSeq and is a predicted model, not a curated record. Gene Ontology annotation, molecular function: zinc ion binding. The transcript is spliced from 3 exons. Lineage: Eukaryota; Viridiplantae; Streptophyta; Magnoliopsida; Poales; Bromeliaceae.
UCACUUUUCCCCAACCCCACCACGCACCCCCCCUCCCCCAACUCUCCAUCCUCUCCCUCCUACACGCACCCUUUUUAUGUAACCUUUCCGACGCUUCUCGACGCUUCUCUCCCCUCUCCGACGUGGUUCAUCGAUCGAUCGAUCUCGUGAAGAUAAAGAUAUGAAGAUACAGUGCGACGUGUGCGCGCGGGCGGAGGCGGCGGUGCUGUGCUGCGCGGACGAGGCGGCGCUGUGCUGGGGCUGCGACGACGCCGUCCACGCCGCCAACAAGCUCGCCGGCAAGCACCACCGCGUCCCCCUCCUCCCCCCGACCACCCCGCCCUCCGCCCCCACCAACCCCACCUGCGAUAUUUGCCAGGAGAAGGCGGGUUAUUUCUUCUGCUUGGAGGACCGCGCUCUACUCUGUAGAAACUGCGAUGUGUCGGUCCACACUGCCAGCCCUUAUGUAUCGUCUCAUCAACGCUUCCUCAUCACCGGUGUGAGAGUUGCCCUCCAACACUAUCUCACCAAUGCUAAUAACAAUAGCAGCAGUAGUAACACUAACAACAGCUCCAGCAGCAACUGCGACAAACCUUUGAGCUCUCAGCCAAGAAGCACUUCUGAGACUGCCAAGAAGCUGCGCGGAGAUCCAACGGCUAGUUUUGGUAGAGAGGAGGUGGAGGCCUUUAGGUCACAGUGGCCAUGGAAUGAGAUACUCGAGAAUGUGGACUUUGAUCAGUACUAUGGUCUCUCAGAACCUGGCUCCUCCAGUUGAAAAGUUGCCGAAGAGGCAGCUGGGUCUCCUGUUUCUCCUUUAUACAGAGCGAAAGGAAAUAAGAAACAAGGAAGAAAUCAAGAAGUGAUCGCACCAAGUUGUCUGUCGGUAAUUGUUGUUACAUCUUUUUUUCUUUUUCUUUUUUCUUUUUUUCCCCAAAGAAUUCUCUGCUAAUUUAUCGGUGGAUAUGUCAUUGUUUCAGUCAUUCAUGUAUGUGUUUCUUAUGGCGUAUGUCAUGUCACUUUGUUGUUGUUUUCCAUAGGAUGAACUGUACGUGGUUGCUCGAAAAUUUGUGGAUGACCAUACUAAUCUGAUAUACCUUCAUAUAGAUUAACUUUUAAGCUCA